UAGCAUUUUCUGAAACAUUAUAAUCAUAAACUGUUAGUAGAUCGUAUUCAUUAAACUGUAUAAUAAAAUAGAAAGCUUAACGCACACAUAAAAACUUAAACGCUUUAGCAUUUUGGCAAUGGUUCAACCACAUGAGGCAUACCUUUCAGUUGAUCGCAAAUUUCUCUUGAGAUGCCUUUUGAUAACAAGUGAGCAAUAAGGUCUUCAGUGAACAUUGCUACUAAACACACAGCCAUACUUGUGAUGAAAUUAUAUUUAAAAAACGGAGUAAAUGUUGUGAGUAAUCUUCUUGGAACGUCGAACGGGCAAGAUAUCAGUCAAAUUUUUACAAGCAGGUCUAAAUUUCCCGCAUCACACCAUAGGGAAUUCCUAUUGGCAGACUUACGGUCACGUGUUACUUUAAAUAACAUAUAUGGUAUUCCCAGUGGUAACAUUACCGUGAGAGAAUAGAAUGGCUCCCAGGCCUUUUGCAAAUGCUCCAAUUUUUCGGCGAAUAUCGAUUGAAAACAUACUGGGAAAUAAACUAAGUAUUAAAAGGCAGUAAGGCACAAGGCGAAAUAAUGUGUUUUUAGUAUAUACAAAUGGCCGAGUCAACUGAAUUUCGCUGCGAUUACUGUAAUUUUGUAUGUUGCAGCGGACAAAGUAAGCUUUUUUUUAUCACUUGGUUAGAAUACACUCAAACGAGCCGAAUUUCAAGAUAUUUUGUAACAGCUGUCCACGGUCGUUUACAAAGAUAAACAGUCUCCAAAAACAUUAUUACAGACAGCAUGAGGCUUUAACAGUGGAAGAAGACUUAAAUGAUGGGGAAAAUGAGAACCAUUUUCAGGAGAUGUUUGACGAGGGAGAAGCACGAAGUCUAAUGCAACGCCAUGCUGCCAAAUUCCUUUUAUGUUCCAAAACAAGAGGUAUGCUCACCCAGAGUGCCGUGGACUUGGUCAAAGAUUCAGCGAAAAAUCUACUAACUGAGUAUUUGGACAUAGUCAAAAAAUCGCUUGUCGAAAAGAUAAACAGUAAUCCUGGUCAAGAAUUGCAAUUUGACCAAGAUGUGGAAAAGUUAUUUUCAGCAGAGAGUGUCUUCGACGGAGUUGAUUCAGAAUACCAACAAAGAUCAUAUUUUAAGCGUCAUUUCAAUUUGGUGGUAAGUUACCAACCUACCAAACCUGAACCAGCUGCCAGCUUUGUCAGCUUGCUUUAUAUUUUUUUAACUGAUUUGCAGGAACCAAUAGAAGUUGAGAUGGGAAAACAGUGGAGAAGUGAUUUUCGACAAGGGAGAAAAAUACUUAAACGUGUCACAGUUUUUGGUUAUCAAGUUCCAUUAUUAAAGACUUUGGAGGCACUUCUUCAAAACCCAGAUGUUUUAAAGGAAGUUGAAAAUCCACAUUUUUCAUGUGAUGGUGUUCUUCGAGAUGUAAUGGAUGGGGAUUUUUUCAAGAGUCAUCCAGUAUUCUCCCUCCACAGUGAUGCCCUGCAGCUGUUGGGCUAUUAUGAUGAUCUAGAAAUAGCCAAUCCUUUAGGUUCAAAAGCAAAGAUUCAUAAAAUUGGUGUCUUUUACUUUGUGCUGGGCAAUAUAAGGCCAAUGUUUAGAUCAAGCAUCCGCAGUAUACAACUUAUAGCUAUUGCUAAAACAAAAGACAUCAAGUCAUUUGGGAUCGAUAAUCUUUUGAUGCCAUUCAUUGAGGAUGUCAAUUGUUUGGCGAAGGCUAAUGGUCACUGUUUUACCAUAAAUGGUGUUGCCCGUGUGUUUUGAGGUGAUCUGUUAUUGUGGACUGGAGAUACACUUGGUAG
Molecule: messenger RNA, 1785 nt
Organism: Dendronephthya gigantea
Lineage: Eukaryota; Metazoa; Cnidaria; Anthozoa; Malacalcyonacea; Nephtheidae
Exons: 4
Coding region: 830-1747 (305 amino acids)
Source: RefSeq, a predicted model, not a curated record